Messenger RNA from Pseudoliparis swirei, 1237 nucleotides. It is a transcript of the gene rnaseh2a, whose product is annotated as ribonuclease H2, subunit A. Bases 58 to 1035 code for a protein of 325 amino acids. The record is from RefSeq and is a predicted model, not a curated record. Gene Ontology annotation, molecular function: RNA-DNA hybrid ribonuclease activity; RNA binding. Gene Ontology annotation, biological process: DNA replication, removal of RNA primer; mismatch repair. NCBI's taxonomy places the organism in Eukaryota, Metazoa, Chordata, Actinopteri, Perciformes, Liparidae. The transcript is spliced from 9 exons. Gene Ontology annotation, cellular component: ribonuclease H2 complex.
AAGAAGAAGAAGAAGAAGAAGAAACCCGUGACGUCAUUCCAGGGGCGCCAAAUCUGGAUGAGACAGAAACACAACACGGAGCUGUCAACGUCUACUUCGCCGGCUGUUAUGGACCUCAGCCCCUUUGACAAGGACAACUCGGUCAGCUGCAGACUGUCUUCUCAGAUCCCGGAUGUCUGCCGGACUGAGGACUGCUGUUUGGGCAUCGACGAGGCCGGCAGGGGGCCCGUGCUGGGGCCCAUGGUGUAUGGAAUAUGUUUCUGUCCGGUUUCCAAAAAGCAGGAGCUGAAGGACUCCAAAGUGGCAGAUUCAAAGACACUGACCGAGGCAGAAAGAGAGAAUCUUUUCCAAGCACUGGAUGAAGCCCGGAGUUACAUCGGCUGGGCUGUGCAGAUUCUCUCCCCCAACACCAUCUCCACCAGCAUGUUGCAGAGGACAAAAUACAACCUGAACGCCAUUUCGCAUGACACCGCGAUUGGUCUGGUGCAGUAUGCCUUGGACAGUGGAGUACAGCUCACAGAGGUCUUUGUGGACACAGUCGGCCCGGCAGAGAAGUACGAGGAGAAACUCUCGAAGCUCUUCCCGGGUAUCGAGGUGACGGUGAGGCCAAAGGCCGACUCCCUCUUCCCCGUCGUCAGUGCCGCCAGUAUUUGUGCGAAGGUGGCCCGGGAUCGCAUUGUGAAGGGCUGGAACUUCGCCGAGGACCUGGAAGAUGUGGAUGCAGACUACGGCUCCGGAUACCCCAAUGACCCUAAGACUAAAGCGUGGAUGCUGAAGUACCUGGACCCAGUGUUCGGUUACCCUCAGUUUGUUCGAUUUAGCUGGAGCACUGCCCAAACCCUGAUGGACAGCAAGGGUGUGACAGUCCACUGGGACGACGAUGACGAGGACGGGGAGAAGGCGGCCCAGCGGCAGAACAACAAGUCCAUGUUGGCGUACUUCAGUGCAUCAGCUGGAGGUAACGACCAAAACCCGACCCGCCAGACACACCGCUUCUUCAGCGAGCGCAGGCUGAAGAGCCUCGACACACUCUGAAGACGGCACAAUAGAAGACGUGCGCACACUGACUGGAAAUCAUAAACCUUUUGUGAGAUUACGUCACUGAUGUGGACUUUGAUGAAACAUUACAGAUAGUUUGUGUUUGUAUCGCCAAUGCAGACGUAAAUGAAGAACUUUAUUUUUCCUGUUUGUAAAAGUUUUUUAUUUUAAUUUUAUAAAAAUUCACGUUUCUUCCUUU